AUGGACAGGCAAGGCUACACACCAAACCCCGGAUCUGGCCUCAGCUACUGCAACUCCUUCGAGGCCAAUCAGAGUUUUCCACGCGUUGGCAAAAGGCUAUCGCGGUACAGCCAGCGGUUUGCGGCCGCCAUCGGGAGCACCGGAAAGUCUCCGCUGGUGAUAAGCUUUGAUUCCACCGCAAAGAUGGAUCGGGUGCGUGUGGAUGGUUCGAACGGGGUCAGGUUUACCGCAUUCCGUCCAAAGGGUGGCUGUUAUCCGCACGGGGUGGCGUCACCGUACAACAGCUCGUACAUUGCAUCCACCUCGGAGUCGAUUGGCCGCCUGCCAAAGAGUGAUAUCAACCCGAACAAGGCCGUUUUUACGAUAGAUUCCCGAACGUCCCGAAUACUGAUCGUCAAUCGGAAUGCCUGCGAGCUGCUGGGGUACAGUUCCAAGGAGCUGUGCGAGAUGGAGUUCACGGGCCUGCUGCUGAACAAGAGCAAAAUGCACGUGUCCGCCCUGGCCGAGGGGCAGCUGAACAGUGAGGACGGCACGGUAAUCAUACUGAGCGGAAAGGUGGUGGAACUGUGCACAAAGUAUGACAAAAAUGUAGCCGUCUCGCUGUGGGUUCGGCAAAUCGACACCGAAGGCCAACGGUGUCUGGCCGUGGCGGAACCGGUCGAGCGACGGAUAGCUCAGGUGGUGGUCGACAAGAACGGCUACAUCAUAUCGGGAGACAACGAAGCCCUGAUGCUGUUCCAACUCGACACGAUCGACAAGUUUAACGGUAUGGAUAUUGCGCUUCUCAUACCGGCCAUUCUGCUCCCGGAUGCGGACUCUAGUCUAAUAGCGAAACAUAUCAGAAAGCAGAAGGCGACUGGCAAAACGCAAGACGGUGUAUCGUUCCCGCUGUGCCUGAUGAUAUCGCACUACGAAAAUGGCACCGACACCACGGACAGUGGGCUGUCGAAUCCGAAUGCGCUGCUCUACACGGUUACGGUUUGGGUGUACACCAACCUGUCCGGGUUGCUGGUGAUUGACGAGAACUCCGUUAUCGAAUCGUGCAACCACCACUUCUCGAUGCUCAUGUUCGGCUACCCGCAGAGUCAAACGAUCGGGGAGCACAUCAGCAAACUGAUACCCAACAUCGGACAGGACAGUGACUGCCUGACGCGAAGCCGCAACGCAACGCUUUCGUCGCUGGACAACGACGAAUCGGAGACGGAAACGGACCACGUGGAGCUGGAAAGUGGCAAGGACAACUUUGUGCCACCGUGCCGUGGGGCAGUGAACGGUGUCCGGAACGGACAUGUCGCAUGUUGCGAGCUAGCCAGCCCGUCGAAGGAACCACGGAAGGUGUGCCUAGACUUUACAAGCGUGUCGGGCAACCGGUCAACGGUGGGCAGCCUUUGUGUAUCGUCAACCGCAGAGAAUGCCUGCACGGAUACGACCAAAGCACAAAUUUCGUCGAACGACAGCGAGCUGCCAGCCGGUGCCGGUGGCAACGAGUCCAGGGACCUUUCUAGUACCAAGGAGCAGCCUCUGCUGACUGAUAGUGCGCCGUUUCCGGAAGACAACAGCGAAAAUAAUCCAAACUACGUCAACACAUCCAGCCUGUUCAGCAAUAAUAGCAUAAAGUCACACAGCCCGGCCCUAACGGCGGCGUUAGAGGAUUAUACGAAUUUUGCCGACUGCGAUCUCCUAACACCGGUCAACGAAACGGGUUCCGUGUGUAUGAAUCUGCUCGGCUCGAAAAACGCGUCCAACAACGAAACGAAAAGUGGCCACUACACAACCGAGGACAUUAGUUCCGCGUUGUUGUUGAAAGACUCGCCAGCGAGUAUGGGACCGCCGCCAGCCUUGGUAACACCCCGAUUGGUGAAACCGCACGAAAAAGCGUCAAUCAUUACGUCCACACCGGAUCCGCAGCACAAACGUCAUUCCGUUGGCGGCGGUUCUAGCAACGAUGCAAGGCAGACGGUUACCCAUGGCAGCGCAAAACCGAACACAGCCUACGGCGAUGGAAAGUACCGGGGCGAAGCAAUCCAUCACGAUGGUAACGUGAUCGACAUCAUCUACACGAUCUCCAAUCAGACGCUGCCGUGCGGGCGUAAAGUGUACUGCAUUUGGAUCAGUCGCGAUCCGGAAUCGUCGUACAACCACCUGGAGGACGUGAAUGUAACGCUCACGUUCAACAGCAUCACCAGCACAAUCGACAAUUCUGUCGGGGGGCCCGGAGCCAGCAAGACUGCGGCAGUCGGCACAGGAGGAACAAAUGCUGGGUCUGGGGCUCCCGGCGUGGCCAGUAGUCGGCCAAACUCCGUUUCGCUGAUGUCGCAGUGCGAGGAGGAGCAGGUUUUCGGCGAGUACAACAAACACUACACGACCAUCAAGCAGAUCGGCAAGGGUGCGUACGGGUACGUGAAACUGAGCUACCGCAACUCGGAUCGGCUGCUGGUGAUCUCCAAGUUUAUACUGAAAGAGAAGCUCUGCUCGAACUUUAUGAUAACGACCGAGGACAAGCGCGAGAUUCCGAUGGAAAUUUACCUGCUGACGCACGUCAAGCACCCGAACAUCGUGACCGUGUUCGAUGUGUUUGAGAAUGAAAAGUUUUUCCAGCUCGUGAUGGAGGUGCACGGUUCGGGGAUGGAUCUGUUCGAGUUCAUCGAUCGCCGGCCGGCCAUGACGGAGAAGCUCGGUUGCUACAUCUUUCGCCAGAUUGCCUACGCCGUCGACUAUCUACACUCGAUGAACAUCCUGCACCGGGACAUUAAGGACGAGAACAUCAUCAUCGAUCAGCACUUUCAAGUGAAGCUAAUUGAUUUCGGUUCGGCCACAUUCAUGCAGGACGGGAAACUGUUUUCCACCUUCUACGGCACCACGGAGUACUGCAGUCCGGAGGUGUUGGCUGGGAACAAGUAUGCAGGGCCCGAGCUGGAGAUGUGGUCCCUCGGGGUGACGCUGUACGUGUUGAUGUUUUUUGAAAAUCCCUUCUUGGACAUUGAGGAAACGCUCAAAUCGGAGCUGAUCAUACCGCAAGAGAUUGGCAGCGAACUUGAGUAUGUGCUGUUGGCGUUGCUGGAUAAGAACCCCAAAACACGGAUCACGAUGCCACAACUGCUCGCGAGCGACUGGUUGACGCAGGAGAUUGUAUCGAGCGCGUUCAACUUUGCCCAAAUCAUCCCGUGCGAGCCGUACGAAGUGAACCCGGAGAAGUACUACAAUGGGCAGAUCUAUUCGAGCCAAACCGGGCUCUCCACUUCGCCCCACAGUUUGUCGCUGGUCGACGAUGACGAAGGUGUCAACGACGACGACGACGAUGACGAUGAGCAGCAUGCCCACAUCGAGGAUUUUUCCAUCGAUCCGGAGGAACUGCUGGAGGACGAUGUGUGCCCUUUGUCGCUAGACGACGAUCCAAAACCCGAACAAUCAAUCACCGAGUCGCACGAAGCCGCCCGUGACUCGUUCGAGGGUCCGGCUCUGUUGGCGAAAACCGCCCAUCGCAUGUCGCUGCACGAUUACGCCGAGGAUCUAACGGUGCCAACGGCAAUGCGUGGUGGUGGUGAGGCCGUCUGCCAGCUGCCAGGUGCUUCUGUUCCUUCCCAAUUAAACUCCUGCCCUGAGCCGCCGUGCGCGACCGCAAGUGUAGUGGAAAGUGUCGGUUUAGUCGCCAAACCGCCGACAGUGUUGCAAUUGAACGAACUCCCAAGCCCGGUCGUGGUCUGUGAGCGCCCGUUUUCAAGUGGCAGCAAGUCCAACAGCGCACACCACGCGACGCUCUAUGACUCCAGUUGCUCCACAACGCCAUCACUCGUGCUGCCGGCUUCCUCCAUUUUGCUGUGCAAUAUGAUGCCCCCGUAUUCAGUUCUGACCAGUGGCGAUAGUUGCUGUAGCUGCAGCAGCGUCACCACCAUCAGCAGCAGCUGCUGUAGUAUCGAUAUUGAACACCACCAGCAACCGUUUCCCGCGGUGGACGAUGGGAGUACGGCCAGUAGUAGUGCUGCGGACACACCGACGAACUGUUGUUCUCAGGAGUACGGUGCGAAAACGGUUCCGCCAGUUGGGCAGCGUAGGGUCGAAACCUUUGAAGGGGACGUCACGUGCUCCAAUCUGUUGGUGCUGGGAGACUCACGACACUACGCUGCGUCGUCAUCGUCCACCAGUCCUUGUAGUUCUCUGACAUCUUCCAAGUCGGAGAACAACAUUUUCGAUGGCAAGUUCGCCACCUUUAGCACCAUCUACGAUGUGGUUAGCAUGGACAAUGUAACCGAUGCGGCAACCGCCAUCGGUGCAGCAGAUGCUCCGGCCAUGCUGCCGUUCCAUGGCUACGCUAUCAGCGAUCUUUCUCGUGAGCUGGCCCCUUCAACGGCGGUGCUGUCAGUAAGCGGCCCGGCUUCGAACGGUGGUAGUAGCGCCGCGGCAAACAGCGGAAACGCUGAGGGCAUCUCACCGCGUGGCUGGCGUCCGUUGAAGAAAUAG
Messenger RNA from Anopheles bellator, 4458 nucleotides. RefSeq lists its product as uncharacterized. Gene Ontology annotation, molecular function: ATP binding; protein serine/threonine kinase activity. Lineage: Eukaryota; Metazoa; Arthropoda; Insecta; Diptera; Culicidae. The coding region runs from base 1 to 4458 and encodes 1485 amino acids. The record is from RefSeq and is a predicted model, not a curated record. The transcript is spliced from 5 exons. Gene Ontology annotation, cellular component: cytosol; nucleus; cytoplasm. Gene Ontology annotation, biological process: intracellular signal transduction; protein phosphorylation; negative regulation of glycogen biosynthetic process.